GAACGUACCGUGCGCGUAUAACCGAACGGAUUCGAGGACAACAACCUCCAAGUCGGAAAUUCGUUUUUCGCUUUUUUCCAUCUACUUCAUUGUGAAGUGCGUUUCUUUCGGCCGUUUUAUUUACGGUUAGACAUUUUAUUUACUUAUUUUUUCGGUUGGCGCGAUGUUGAUUUUUUCAGCCGCUCGGAUUAACCUACCAGGAAGCUGAUACGUUUGGAAAGUAUAUGGAUGUGGAAUGAGGGCUUCGAACCGUUGGGAUCGGGUGGUAUGGACUGCCUGCAGCUGCGACAACCGGCCGGUCCAUUUCACUAUCUCAUUAAUGAGCAAGCCAAGUCUUUGGUCGCCCUGCAGGAACUCCAGCAUGAGGUCGGCGCUCUCCUGGAGUUUCGCGAUCUCGUCAUGGAGACGUUUCCUAACCUGCGCACCAAGCUGGCGUCCUCCACAUCGGCGACGAUGACCACCAACGGCCACCACAACUCCAACAUACCGGUGUCGAUACGGCCGGGAGAAUGGACGCCCGGCGUGCGGGUGCGGAAGAAGAUCGGCAGCAAGGACGAUUCGAGGAAGAAGGGCGGAGACAUCGCCGUGCAGGACUCCGGCUUCAGCACGGAGACGUCCAGCAAGGAGACGCACAGCGCCUCGUCCACGGCGCUCGCGACCUCCUCUUCGGCAGCUGGCGUGAUAGAACACGACGAUGAUUUAGAAGACGAGCUAUGGAAUCUACUGGACAUCAUCCACCGCAAAGGGACGCGAUUAAAAAACGAAGCCAAAGCGCUGCAGGGCACGAUCAGCGAGCGGUCUAUCACCAAGAACGAACGCGACGUUUCGUUCCAGGGAUUCCUGUUCGCCUCGCCGACGGAUUCCUCGUCGGACGCGCUGAAGCUGCGCGAGGAAAGGGACCUUUUGCUUGACAAGCUGGCCGAGAUGGAGGCGGAAGUGCUGGCCGGACGGAUACACACAUCCCGGCUGCAAGAGGACUUGGAAAACUUGAUGAUAGCCAAACAAGAUUUGGAAGAGCAGCUCAAAGCGGUUGUUACAAAACGAGGUGAGGUGAAUUCGCAAAUUCAUGAUUUGCAUCUUCAGUUUGUGACUAAAACUAGUGAUACCGGUUCGUCGGUGAGUGAAAAGAGUAGUGUAAGUGAUAGAAAGGAUUCAGCACAACAGAGGACGAUUCAACAAAGUGUUAGUGAUAUUGACGGUGUGUUCAGCCGGAAGCUCCCCAAAGUGGCGGUGCCGGAUUCGAAGAAGAUACGGGCCAUAUUGAAGGAACGCAAUCCAUUGGUGCUACAAAAACAUUUGUUAACGUCAACCGUGAAAAAUCAGGUUCUCCAAGAGCAACUGAACAACAUUUCAACGGUGGAAUCAGGACUGAGAGAUAGGUUAGAUAAAUUUAAAGAAGAAAACGAAGACUUAAAAUUUAAGCUCGAGAAUCGAACGAUAGAAUUGGAAGGCACGAAAGCGCGUCUCCGCGUGCUCGAAGACCCCCACAAGUCCCUGAACAAGAGCAGCUCCCCGGACAUCAUCCCGACGACGGGGCGGCCGCCGUCGCGCACCGAAAUCUCCACGGCCAGCAUGAAGGCGAUGAGCCCCCUGAUGCUGGGCAGCAUGAAGGCGCUCAACCUGCAGGCCGAUCACUCGAGCAGCACCGAAUCGGCGCAAGACCAGACCGUCGAUCGGGAGAAAAAAGACGGCGCCAAAACCAGGAGGCCCAGUAAGAUACCGUUGAAAAGUUACACGGCCCCCAAACCGCCCGGUGGUAAACACAGUCCGGCACCGGGCGCACGUAGCCGUAGCGGCGAUUCACUCGGUAGACCUCACUCUGCACAAUCGUGGAGAAAUAACAAGAGCGAAGGCAACAGCCUCAACUGUCCCAAAGCCAAUAAUAAUUCGCUGACCAAGUCGAGGAAUAACUCGCUGGGCACGGCCAAGGACUCGUUGUCCGGCAAGCUUCGCUCGGCGGAGACCGUCCAAAAGGCGAGCGCCAACACGCUCACCAGGAGCGCCACCAUGAAGAAGACAUCGGCCAAGAAGGACGCUGCCGCCAAUGAAAAGAUUCAAGACUCAAAUUCAGCAAAAGAAAAAUCUCAGUUUCCAUGGAUUCUCUCUUCAUUUAACGGCAGUCCGGACGGCGGCGCCUAUCCGGAUUCGUUGGACAAGAACGAAUUCGUCCAGCCGUCGACCGGCCUCUCGACGAGCUGUCGCUUCCACACGGCCAAUAAUUUCUUUUGGAACGGCAGGAGCAUGCAGCGGGAGCACGAGUACUACGACAGCAUCGACACCAACAUGGUCUCCAGCAUGUUCCGCAACGGCGAGGAGAUGGCCGAAUGCGACUCGCUCGACGGCGCGAUAUCGGAUUUUUUUGGGAAAAAUUAAUUUUCGCGUGCGUUUGUUUGGUUUUGGCGUCCGGCCGGUGGCGCUUUAGAGGGUUUAAAUUGGUCAUUUAAACAAAUACUCGCGUAUUUUUUUAAAUACUCUCAAGACUUCACGGUGAGAGUAAUGGAUUGAGCGACUGUACGUUGAGGUAUGAAGAGUUUGAAGCUAUUAUACCGGGUGUUUCUUAAUAACAUGCUAAUAUUAAAGGGGGUGAUUCUUGGACCCAUUUUAAGAAAAAAAGUUUAUAUGAAUAUAUGUCUAAACCUAAAAUUCAUUAUUUUUUAAUUUUAGCAGUCAUUUUCAUUACCACUGUAAUUUUUAUGAAAUUUGGUGUACGGCGUUUAUUCAUUAAAGAGCAUUUUUUGAGCUUAAAAACAUUUUUUAUUUCCAACAGUGGCGUCCGUACUGGACUCAGAUAGGAUAUUUUUGAAGAAAGGCACGCCACUGUUUUCAUUUAAAAUAAAAAUUAAUUCUGGAGUAACCAUUCAAUUAUUUAGAACACAUUUGGUUUUUUCACUUCUUUCCGAACAUUUAACCAUAAGUUUAGGACAAAAGAUGUUCAUAUGAAGUUUUUUUCCUUAAAAUGGAUCCAAGAAUCACCCUCUUAAAUAUUAGCUUGUUAUUAAGAAACACCCUCUAUUACCAGCUAAUGAAUGCAGUUUUGAAAAGGAAAAAAAUGAUUUUGUUAUUUUUUAUAUUUCACUUAAAAAUCGGCAUUUAAAUUACAAUAUAUUGCGAUCGUUUUGUAGAUAUUAAAAAAAAAAGCUUUGUAAUUAUUGCAAUUGUGCCUGCAUGAGAUGCCUUGAUGCAGAAAAGGGGACGGAAAUUUCGAGCAUGCGGAACUAUAGAUGAAUUAUAAUAAUGAAAUACAUAAAAAAUGCCUGUAAGAUAUACUUUUUAAAUAUACAAUAAUCCUGUAUGUAUACUUUUCAAUCGUAUUUAUACUUUUACAUAGGGGUAGUUAAAUUUUAUUGAAUGUGAUCUGUUUUUGUGGCGUUUUUUUAAAGAUGCAUUUCAACGUACUGAAAGCAGAAAUGGAGGAAAUAGUACAUAAAUUCAGUAGUAGAUAAAUUUCUCUUUUCUAAAUAGCAAAUAAAUUUAAAUGAUUGCUUUGUAAAUUUAUUUCCUCGUUUAGUGAAAAGAGAAUUUAAAACAUUAUAUUGUAGAAAUAAUUAUAUUUGUGAUAUAAUUACAAAAAUAAUUUACUCGUAUAACUAAUUUAGAUCUUUAAUGAUACCGUUCCUUGUUUUCAGUUCAACAAAAACUACCCUACAUUAUUAUUAUUAACACAUUUAAUUUUGCUGUGUAGAGCUGUGAUAAGUAUUAAAAGAAGUGUGCGUUUGAGGUGGCAACUAUUUAAUUUAUAUUCCAUUUUUUUUAUUGAAAUGAACAAAGGCAAUAUUGAAUUCAUCAAAUUUCAUAUGCCACAUUUAUUGUGAUAUGUAUCGAAAUGCUCAUCACAUUUGUUAUUUAAGUUCAUUGCAUUUUCAAAAAUGUAUAAUGCAUUUGUUGAAAAUCUUUACAUCUCUACGAUAAAAUAGUAUUCGACGAUGAAGCAGUACUUUUGAAAAUUAAAGUACGAAGCUUUGAAAUUACCUAAUAUUGCAAUACAAUACUAUCAAGAUAAUUAAGUCUUGUUUUAUCGUAGAGAUAUUAGAAUCCCAUUAUUGUAAAUGAAAGUAAUUCUAAAGCACAGUAUAAGAUUAAUUCAAUUGUGAGCAGAUUUAUAAAAUCUAUUUGAAUUAUUAUUUAUUAAGUAUUACACGACUGAUUUUGAUUCUGUAAAUCUGU
This is a messenger RNA of Phyllotreta striolata, 4164 nucleotides long. Lineage: Eukaryota; Metazoa; Arthropoda; Insecta; Coleoptera; Chrysomelidae. The record is from the annotation of a GenBank genome assembly.